AUGAUGUACAGAUCGCAGCAUGAGUAUUGUCCCCGGGGGGAGGAUUUCUUACCCCGCCCUUUGGUUUUACAUGAAACCGGGAGGAGUGUCCUCGUGUAUUGGCAGAUUUUUGAGACCGGCAGGAUGUGAAUACAAACGAUCUCACAGCUGGCGUUGAAAGAUUGGGGAUUCCUCUCUACAUUGUUCUCAUUUCUGUGACUCGUUCUACCAGUGUGUCAGGAUGGGCUAAAAGCAACUGCUAGCAACUGAGCACCAUACACCUGGACCCUCCAGUCUCAUCUGUGCACAGGCAGUGAGUCUUGGCACCAUGCAAGGACCACGGAGGAAAGUGAAGGUCAUGCUGAUGAUGACAAUGGUGUUCAUCUUCAUAAUCGUGGAGGUCUCUCGUAAUGCUGGCAAGGGUGGUGACAAGAACAAGCUGCUGAUUCCCUCAAAGCGUUUCUGGGCAAAAGAUGUUCCCAGUAAUGCCUACUGGAAUCGCCAACAACAACAGCUAAACUACAUCAACAACCACAACCUAAAAAAUCUCAACUUUACGACUGUAGAACUUCCACAUUGGCUAAACAACACUGUCAGUAUGGACUCCUGUGAGCCAGAUUUCCGGGUGACGACACAGGUUAAGGAUUACAAUUCUCUCCCGCAUCGCUUCAAGGACUUUUUGUUGUACAUGCGCUGCAGGUCGUAUCCCAUCGUGGCCGAUCAACCACAUAUAUGCAAAGACCAACCGUUCUUACUCCUAGCAAUUAAAUCUUUAGUCCCCCACUUUGAUCGACGUCAGGCGAUCCGCGAGUCGUGGGGAAAAGCUGGUCGUGUUGCGAACAGGACCGUUGUUACUGUUUUUCUUCUUGGAAACGCUGCCACAGAGGACCACUUUCCUGAUCUGUCCAAGAUGCUCUCCCAUGAAAGCUCCAUGCAUGGAGAUAUUCUUCAGUGGGAUUAUAGGGACACCUUCUUCAACCUCACCAUCAAGGAUGUGCUUUUUCUGGAAUGGCUGAUUACGCGCUGUCCUGGGGCUAGUUACAUCUUUAAAGGAGACGACGAUGUUUUUGUUAACACUAUUCGCAUUGUAGAAUUCCUUAGCAAUCUGUCCGAUGCCAAAUCCAAGGAACUCUUUGUAGGGGAUGUGAUUACAAAUGCCGGCCCACACAGAGACAAAAAAGUGAAGUAUUUCAUUCCAGAAAGCGUUUUUGUUGGGACGUACCCUGCGUACGCGGGUGGUGGAGGUUACCUGUUUUCGGGACAGCUGGCUAAGAGACUUCAUGAAGUCUCGAGAAGGGUGCCUCUCUACCCUAUCGAUGAUGUCUACACAGGUAUGUGCCUUAUGAAACUGGGCCUUGCUCCUGAGAAGCACAAAGGCUUCAGGACUUUUGAUAUAGAAGAGAAGUACCGUGAUAAUGCCUGUGCCUACAACAGCCUGAUGUUAGUCCACCCCAGGAGUCCACAAUACAUGAUCCAAAUCUGGACCUGGCUGAAGGACCCAGCUUUAAACUGUCAGUAAACUCUCAGGGUUUCUCAUUUUAGCGUUAUUAAUUUGUGAUGUUCAUUAUUGUCAUCAUGUGCAUGUACACUUUAGAGUAUCAAUCCAUUUCACUGUAAAGGUCAGAAGAAACAGCUAUUUAGAUAUGUAUGUAUAGUAAGUGUGGGUCAAAACGGCUGUCCGCAAAGUAUUGGAGCAGCAACUUCGGUUGGUGAUGUUACAAGUAUUUAAAAAGUGCUCCUUUGACAACACUGGUUGAUAGGUCAGAGAUGCUGGAGAAUGUAGGAUUAUGGGCAGUUCAUUUCAGCUGGUCUGGAUGUGACUUGAUGCUAUAGCUCAUUUUGACUACAUGAAGAGUUCAUUUAAAUGAGUACAAGGCCUUUAGGCAGCUACAUUGUAAAAGAGAAAGUUGAAAUUCUCAAGGCACCAUUCAUCAGAUAUCACAAGACCCUUUAAAGAACUUCUAAGAGUCUUAAAUGCCCUGUUUAUGUAGCUUAGUGGUUCAGUGGAAACUCAUGAUAACAAAAAAUAUAUUGAGAAGUUCCCAGAUCACAUAGAGUAAACAGUGUUUUUACACUCUUUAAAUAUUUUUCGAGGUUCUUUUUACAUCCUGCCUUGAGAAACUGUUCAAUUUUAGAUUGUAUGCAUUUAAGAUCAAUUUUCUUUUGCAAUAUCAGACAAUCACUUGUAGGAUCUAACAGCGGAUUAGCCAAGGCUAGACUACUGUUCUCUUUUCAUGAAGUCCAUGAAAAUAAAUGCUGCAUAUUUUGCUGGUAAAGCUGACUGAAACACUUGUGCCUUGCUAAUAUGAGCAGUCCCAGGAUGCUCAUCCUGCUGAAAUCAAAUACUCGAAUUAUUAAAACCAGGCUUGAAAAUGAUAUAUUUUGUAUGGUAAAUGGGUAUUAGGUCUUAGAGUGAACGAGCAAAGGUUGUGGGGUCUUUUGUUUCAAUUUUCAUUUCAAUUUUUAAGAAUUCUUUGACUAAAUUUAAGUUACUUCCAGUUCUCAAAAGCCAAUUUUUCAGUCACAGGAUAAGUAUUUCACUGUUUUGUCAUCAUUUCCAUUCUGUUUAGGAGUAGGAGAAAAGACUCAACUGGCUGCCGUUAUUAAUAAAUUGGACAGAAUUGCCCCAAGUGUGUUAUAGUGACCCCUACUGUUGUUUUAAAUAAAACACUGGAACCUUUUUCAAAACCUGGCAUUGGAACGGAGACUUCUGUCUGACAGAGUAUUAAAUAGUGAGCAUAUUCUGCCAGUCUACUAGAAGUUUAUUUUUGUUUAUUAUUAUUAUUAUUAUUUGUAUUUUGUUUUUUGGUUAGAGCUAUGCACCAGCACAGCAGUGGGCCUUCAAUCUAAAUUAGUCACAUUUAAAGGUGUGUUGACCAUCCACUCAACUAAAUAUUUUCUGCUUGCAAUGCAUCAUGCUUUUAGUUUUUAUGUUAUUCAGCGAGCUGUGAGGAACGAAGGUCAUAGGUAUGUUUAUGCUAUUGUCUGGAAAUGGUAGGGCAAGCGCAUCACUUAACAUUCUGAUGCUGUGUUUGGUAAGGGAAACAAAUUUUUUUAUGUGUUCUUAUUGUACAAAAUGCAUAUAUUUCUAAACUAUUAUGUGACAUUUUCAGCUGAUCACAAAGGUAGAUUGCACAUGUUUUAUACAUUGGUAUUAAUAGAUUUUACUACACACGUUUAAGGUCUCUAACUUCUCAGAACGCUGUACAAUUUUGUCUUUGCUGAAUAUGGUUGUGAUGGAAGGCAGUUUGAUGGAUUAAUUAUGCAUUGGACGCAUAGCAUUACAAACACUCCUUUACAGUUGUAGUUUUUGUCAGAUAACCUGUUUUAAAGUACGUAAAAAAGGUUUUUAUACUGCAUCCAUAUCACAAUAUUUGAAUGUUUUGGAUGUGCUAGGUUCAUUGCUGUAUGUUCAUUGUGUGUGUGGUUGUGUGUAAUUAUGUAUAUUUAUAUGUAUUUAUGUAUACAAGUUUGGUAAUGAUUGAGUCUGAGAGAAGUAAUUGAAAUACUUUUCCAGGAAUUAAACUGUAGCUCUGUCAGCUGAAUGUCAUUGGGGUUUUUAGAUAAAUCUACACCAUUUUAAGUGAAAUUCCUAAUAAAGUAUAGAUACUUAACUUUCCAGUAAAAAAAAAUGUCAAAUGGGUUACCUAAAAUCAUGUGUUGAAAAUCAUAGCCUUUUAUUUAUUUUUUGCCAAUAUUUUUGAGAUCUAGAAGCACCAAAAUGUACCUGGUAAUGUGUCUGAUUAUAACAGUCAUCAUUUUGAAUAUUUGAAUAUAUUUAUACGCACAUUUCUGUUAAUAUUUUUGUUAUGUCUCUGCUGGCUCUUGAUUUAAUUCCCAUAAUAAAUGAAGUAAGCUUUAA
Molecule: messenger RNA, 3841 nt
Organism: Misgurnus anguillicaudatus (oriental weatherfish)
Lineage: Eukaryota; Metazoa; Chordata; Actinopteri; Cypriniformes; Cobitidae
Gene: b3gnt2b
Product: UDP-GlcNAc:betaGal beta-1,3-N-acetylglucosaminyltransferase 2b
Biological process (GO): poly-N-acetyllactosamine biosynthetic process; protein O-linked glycosylation
Cellular component (GO): Golgi membrane
Molecular function (GO): UDP-glycosyltransferase activity; hexosyltransferase activity
Source: RefSeq, a predicted model, not a curated record